Hippoglossus stenolepis (Pacific halibut) is the source of this 1357-nucleotide messenger RNA. RefSeq lists its product as uncharacterized. Lineage: Eukaryota; Metazoa; Chordata; Actinopteri; Pleuronectiformes; Pleuronectidae. The record is from RefSeq and is a predicted model, not a curated record. Bases 87 to 1058 code for a protein of 323 amino acids. The transcript has 6 exons. Gene Ontology annotation, molecular function: serine-type endopeptidase activity. Gene Ontology annotation, biological process: proteolysis.
GUGUGUGUGUGUGUGUGUGUGUGUGUGUGUGUGUGCGUGUGUGACACAGAGCGAGUCCGCUGGAGACGGACAGUGACAGAUCAGAUAUGGCAGCUGGGACGAUUCUGAUUCUUUUGAUAUGUAUAGUCCUGUUGAAUCAAGGGUCAAAGGCUCAGGACUGUGGAGAUGCACCUUUGAACACAAGGAUAGUGGGCGGCAAGAAUGCCACAGCCGGCUCGUGGCCCUGGCAGGUCAGCGUGCAUCUUUCGUCGCACAUCUGCGGAGGGACCCUCAUCAGUGACCAGUGGGUGCUCACAGCUGCCCACUGCAUCAUAACAAACCAAACUGAUAGAUGGAUUCUCUACUUCGGAAGAGAGACUCAACGUGGACCUAAUGUUAAUGAGGUGAGCCGCAGAGUUACCCAAGUCAUCAUCCAUCCCAACUACAACAACACGAUGUUCAACAAUGACGCUGCCCUGAUGAAGCUCAGCAGCCCUGUCACUUUCAGCAACUACAUCAGACCCAUCUGCCUGGCAAGUAAUACCAGCGAGUUCUUCAACUCCACCCUCUGCUGGGCCACUGGAUGGGGCAAACUUAAGAGAAAUGAGACUUUGCCACCUACUAUGAAACUUCAGGAGGUGAUGGUCCCUGUCAUUGGAAAUAAGAAGUGCAGCUGCUCUUACCAAGAAGAAAUAAACAUCACUAACCAAAUGAUUUGUGCUGGGGAAGAGAACAAAGGAGCGUGUCAGGUAACAACAGAGGAUAAAUAUGAGGGGGACUCUGGUGGACCUUUGCAGUGCAAACAAGGCUCAAAGUGGGUCCAGGCUGGCAUUGCCAGUUUCGGACUACCUUGUGCCCUUUUGGGUUUCCCUGAGGUCUAUGGCAGAGUGUCUGAGUUCCAGGACUGGAUCAGACAACAAGUGGCAGGAGCCAGGGUUGGAUUUGUGACAUACACCUCCAAUGGCACCGACCAAGACAGCAGCUUUGUGUGUCCCUCAGAUGGAACUACACCCUCCUCAUCAUCAACCUUGACAGCGGUACUUGUGUUUGUUAUAAGCCAAGCGACAGUGACAUUGUAAGUCGCUUUGGAUAAAAGCCUCAGCUAAAUGAAAUGUAAAAGUAACUUCUUUGGUGCUUCUCUUUUGAAUUCAUUUGAUAAAGUUCUACAUUCUACUUACAUACAACCUCAUGGUGGUUGCAGUAGAGUUUGUUUGAUCAAAUUGUCGCCUAGGACAAACUGUUUGGGGGAUAAAUCAAUGGGAAAUCCAACAUUGAGUCACUUAGUGGUUGUGGGCCUCUUGGACUUCUACAAGUCAUAGAGGCCAAUAAAUGCCUGUAAUGCAUAGUCUGUUAAUAAAGUUACAUUCAUUAGAUCUAA